AUGAACGUUAUUCACUCUGGCAGCUCAUGGCCACUUGCUUUUGGCCGCCCUCCUCAAGACCCAGACCUAGACCCAGACCCAGUGAUCGCCGCGUAUGAAACUUGGCUCCCGAGAUAUCGUUUAACGGCGGCGCCAUUAAGGCCGGCAGAGACGCAGUUAAGCAUUUUCAAACCCGUGUCCAUCGCGUAUGAGCCAUCAUCAUGGUGGUUGGAUGGCCAUUGCCCUGCACAUCCUCACUUCGAGAACGCUGGAAGGAUCCAGUUCUGGGUUAAGACCAUAAAGCAGCCGCUCCUCCGAUAUAUCAUCGAGGGCUGUGAGCUGCUCCUUGAGAGAGCAGGGAAUAAAGCACUCACCCGCUCUAUCGCUCAAAAUAACGCCCUCUGGAGAGCGGCCGUCUCUAUCCAUAAGUAUGGGGUUAUAUACCUAGCCACUCGCUCUGACUGCCGGGAAGAAUUUUUGAGAAUUGUGAAAUCGAAUCCCAAGCUAUUCGACGAGAUCGAUGUCUUCCUCUCGGCGGACCAGAAUGCCACUCGCGCCAUAAACUACGGCGUCCAUCGCCUCGUUAACAGUGGAACCCUCACGGUCAGCCAUGAGACGUAUCUAGUGCCUCCGAGGGCUAUAUCAAGCAUUGGAAUAAACCAUGUUGUCGUCCGUGCCAGCGACUUUGAAGGGGACAGCAUCUGUUUACUGGAUGAACCCUCCGCCGUGUGGGAUCUCCAUGACUUCGCCCAUCUUACUGCUGCAUCGCUGAGCCCAGAGCUAUUCGGUUCCAAGUACUUUUCGCAUCUCACAAAACUUCCGCGAAAGCUUACAGCAUUAAUACGGAGCCCCAAAAUGAAGACGGCAAACCCUUCACCACGUUGUUCGGAUGGGGUUAUUUUCAGCGAACUGUUAACUCCCCUGUUCGCGGCCGAAGUUGAGGCGGCCCGACGGGGAAGCAAAGCCCAUACCUACCUGUCCCUCACCGAGAUAUUGGCAAAUAAAUUGGCCGACUAUCUGAUGGGCAGAUGCAAGCUCCAGCAUCUCAGCAGCGGUAAAAUGUUGAGCAUGGAAGACGAGCCUAUCACAGCCGUACAAUUGGCCGUCCUGUUGCAGAAUAAAUCGUAUGAGCUGACAGCCAGCGAGAUAGAACAGCGAGUGCUUACAAGAGGAGGCCCGGUUGGAGAUACGAAUGAUGACCUGGAUAACCUGACUGGGGCCAAAAGGAUAGAGGCGCUUGCUCGAUGUCGAAGAUGGCGUUACUUUGAGGUGCGAAAUACUAUUAAACACCGCGCCCAUAAAUUGGCGUACAAAAAAGUGGCAGAGAGAAUGAUGGCAGACUGUACUCAAUCAGUGUCGGAUAAGGCUUUGCUGGAAUGCAUCCUAGAUGUCAUUGACUAUGCUAGCUGGGAGAAAGAUGGGGUUUGUAACCUGUGGCAGGUUGUCACUGAUGAAGAAGUCUCUGGUCGUUGUCCAUAG
Molecule: messenger RNA, 1458 nt
Organism: Nannizzia gypsea CBS 118893
Lineage: Eukaryota; Fungi; Ascomycota; Eurotiomycetes; Onygenales; Arthrodermataceae
Exons: 1
Coding region: 1-1458 (485 amino acids)
Source: RefSeq, a predicted model, not a curated record